Molecule: messenger RNA, 483 nt
Organism: Panicum virgatum (switchgrass)
Lineage: Eukaryota; Viridiplantae; Streptophyta; Magnoliopsida; Poales; Poaceae
Product: dirigent protein 6-like
Exons: 2
Coding region: 1-483 (160 amino acids)
Source: RefSeq, a predicted model, not a curated record
AUGGCCAAUUUCAAGGUCACUCCUCACGCAACCGCACCUGUGGACAACACUAAGCUUGACUUCCAAAGCUUGUAUUUGCGCCGGAUCAUUUCUGGGCCAAACAAGAACCAAUCUACAAUGAUCGACAGAUAUGGUAACACGGACUUUAGUUUCACAUCCGUCAACAACUGGGCAAUCUAUGAUGGUGCGAGCGAGGACGCAAAGCUUGUUGCUCGAGCAAAAGGCAUGCGCAUGAAUGCUGUUAACUGGUGUAAUUUUUUCACCAUAGUCUUUGAGUUUGAAAGGUUUAAAGGAUCCACGCUUGAGGUAAUGGGAGCAACAACUACUAAGGAACAAGGUGAGUGGGCUAUUGUUGGUGGAACUGGCGACUUCGCGAUGGCACGUGGUGUCAUCAAAAGGAAAGUACAUCAGAAGUUAGCUGAUGGAGAAGUGUUUGAGCUUACUAUUGAUGCUUUCUGCUGCAACAUGAAGGUGAGACUUUGA